Schistosoma spindalis is the source of this 909-nucleotide messenger RNA. The record is from the annotation of a GenBank genome assembly. Lineage: Eukaryota; Metazoa; Platyhelminthes; Trematoda; Strigeidida; Schistosomatidae.
AUGGAAAAUAAUGAAAUUAUUAAUAAUGAAAUCAAGAAUUCUAUAAUGAUUGAUUCGAGUACCGAAACUGAUCAAAAGUUGUAUAUUGAACAAAGCAAUUAUCAUAUAGAUGAAAAUGAAAAUAAUCAAAUAACAAAAUAUGAACAAGAACUUAAACAAAAACAAAUUGAACUGAAAAAAGCUCAAAUUAAUUAUGAUAAAUUACUUAAAGAAUUUAUUCAAUCUCAAACAGAUUUUCAGGAGGUACAUAUUAAACUUAAAUGUCAGUUAAAAGAUGAAAAAUUGGCAAAUGAAGAAAAAUUAAGUUUAAAAGAAGAGGAAUUAAAUAAUCAUUUUAAAAAUGAAUUACAAACAAUGAAACAAUUAUAUGAAAAUAUAAGAUCAAAAGAAUAUAAUGAAUUUAUACUUGCUCAAAAUAUUCUAAAAUCUAAAAUACUUGAAUUACAUCAACGUUUAUUAGGAUGCUCUUGUAAAUCAUCAACAAUAUUGAAACAGGUAAAAAAUAGCAGAUUAUCAGCAAAUAGUCAAUUAUUACCAGAGAUUACUAUAAGUAAUAAACAAAAUUCUAUUUUUGAUAGUUUAUCCUCUUCAUCCUUAUCUCCAUUACCAGCAACAGGAACUCUGUCAGAACCAAAAUUCAUUUAUAAUUAUGAACAUAAUCUACUUUCUGAUCAACUAUCUUCACAAAUUAAAGAAAACAAUCGUUUCAUAAAUGAAAAUAAAGAAGAGAAAUUUCAUUUGCCAACAUUAACUAUAUAAGUGAUAAAAAAAAUUUGUAAUAUAAAAGAGAAAAAUAGAAAACAAAACAUUAUUUAAUUAUGUAGUGUACUAACAAGUAUAAACAAUUAUCCGUAAAGUUAAUUAACGUAUAAAAAGAAACCCAGACAUUUCGUCAUUGAGAAUUUACAC